Symbiodinium sp. CCMP2456 is the source of this 494-nucleotide messenger RNA. NCBI's taxonomy places the organism in Eukaryota, Dinophyceae, Suessiales, Symbiodiniaceae. The record is from the annotation of a GenBank genome assembly.
AUGGCUUCUGGCCGGAGGCCUCCGGCAUAUGCUAGCUUCCUCGCUGCUGGCACGGCGGCCACGGUGGAGCUUUCGAUUAUGCAGCCGCUGGACGUGGUUAAGACCCGCAUGCACCUUCAGGGGCAAGGCGUCAAGAGCGGCGACAAUUUUCAGGGCACUUUGGCCGCUAUACGGGGCAUCUGUCGUGCCGAAGGCCUGAUGGGUCUUUGGCGGGGCUUCGUGCCCGGCCUCUGCGUGGUCAUCCCGCGAAGAGGCUUCAAGUUUGUCUUCUACGACGCCUUCAUCUCCUGCCUGUGGAAGGGGGAGAAGUCGAAGGCGCCAUUUUUCCAUAGUCUGGCGGCUGGGGGCAUGGCCGGCGCGGCCGAGGCCUGCAUCAUCACCCCUCUCGAGUGCAUCAAGAUCGGCAUGCAAAGCGAGAAGGCAGCUGGCAAGGCGGCCACGGGAACACUGGCCUUUGCACAGGCCAUGGUCCGAACCGGUGGUAUCCAAUCCCU